Talaromyces stipitatus ATCC 10500 is the source of this 1695-nucleotide messenger RNA. RefSeq lists its product as uncharacterized. The transcript has 2 exons. Gene Ontology annotation, molecular function: N-acetyltransferase activity. The record is from RefSeq and is a predicted model, not a curated record. Lineage: Eukaryota; Fungi; Ascomycota; Eurotiomycetes; Eurotiales; Trichocomaceae. Bases 1 to 1500 code for a protein of 499 amino acids.
AUGGAGGAUAAAGUUGCUCUCAGGAGACUGCGUUUUGCAGGCCGUCUCGAAAAAUAUUUGACUGCUAGACACUUCUUAGGAUUUUACAGCAAUGUAGCCGUUAGCGCCUUUUAUUCGCAUCCGUCGCCUCUGGACGUUGGGCAUCUUCAAACCCUCGUAUACAAAGCAUUGAAAGAACUCAUCGCAGACCACCCUGCAUUGGGAGUUAGUGUCGCAGACGAAGAUAAAGCCCGGCCAUAUUACAUGCAGCUACCGACUGUCGACUUUUCAGAAACGGUUACAUUUAUACCCUCCAACACAAUUCCCGACCCCUCUGAUCCUAAGGGUGCAGAUGCUCUAGACCUAUUGCUCGAAGAACAGCACAAUCACAAUUUCAAGGACAAGAUGGCUCGAAAACCGCUUUGGAGGUUGUUGAUUGUGCACAAACCGACGGAAAGCUCUCAAUUUGUCGCUUGCUUUGUAUACCAUCAUUCAAUAUCCGAUGGGACAUCCGGACUAGUCUUCCACCGACAUUUCCGCCGUAAACUGUCUCAAAUCUCAAUCGACGAUUUGAAACAGAAGGAAGGUGUGAUAGUAAAAACUUCUUCAAAGGCGCUACUUCCAGCUCUAGAAGAUCUACAUCCUCUACCCCUCUCUAUUCGAUAUCUUCUCAAAGCGUUCUGGGAAAAUUAUAUCGCCAGUACCAAGUCAAAACAGCGCGGCUUAUGGCCAGCAGCACCGGUAACAGGUGACCCGACAAAACGAAGGUGCCGGUUUCGGUCAGUUCGUUUCUCGCAGGAAACAACUUCUCAGCUUGUAGCUGCUUGUCGUGCGAACUCGACUUCUCUCACGGCGGCUGCGCAAACAAUACUUGCUGCUUCAUUAUUCGCUAAUCUUCCCUUGGAUCAGUUUUCAAGACUGCACUGUGACGGGGCCGUGUCGUUUAGAAGAUGGCUCCCAGUCGAUAUGGUUGACAAAGACAGUAUCGGGAAUUGGAUAUCUCAGUAUCAUCAUGAAUACCGAUUCAUUCCAAAGAAUGAAACCUCGCCUAUCGAUGCUAUCGAUAUAUUCUCCUGGGAGGAAGCUAGAAAGGCAAAAGCGACAAUCCAGAAAGAGGUUGAUAAACAGGGCAAGGACAGUGUUGUCGGCUUAUUGAAAUUGGCCGGUAAUUUGCACAAGUACUUCCAAAGUAAAAUUGGCAAGCCGAGAGCGGAGAGUUUCGAGACGUCUAAUAUUGGUACCUUGGGUUGUGACCAGCAAGAAGUCUCAGACGAAAAGAGCAGCUGGACCAUUGGAAGGGUCGUCUUCGGUCAAGGUGCCGAGGUUACUGGAGCUGCACUUGAAGCUUCAUUUGUCACUGGCAACGAUGGAUGUCUUAAUGUGGGCUUUUCAUGGUUCGAAGAGAUUGUUGAGAGGUCUAUAAUCGAAAAGGUGAUUGUCACCUUUAAGAGGACGAUAGAAGAAGUUGUUUCGAAACAUAAUUCUACGGUGGAAAUACCCCAGCAGUCGACGAAGCAUUAAUAUGAGCAAAUUAGCGCAAAAUAGAAUCUAUUAAUACCACCAAUGGCCGAAAUCAAGCUCCUUUUAUGCCGACUUUGGAUCUGGAGUGCUAAGGAAGAGUACAGCAUGCAGUGUUAUUUGCCAACCAAUGCACCGUACAUCCUGACCGACAGUGAUCGAGCUAACAAACAAGUUCCUGAGCUGAUCAGCCCCAUA